Molecule: messenger RNA, 2427 nt
Organism: Octodon degus (degu)
Lineage: Eukaryota; Metazoa; Chordata; Mammalia; Rodentia; Octodontidae
Gene: Clk1
Product: CDC like kinase 1
Exons: 9
Coding region: 356-1357 (333 amino acids)
Biological process (GO): protein phosphorylation; regulation of RNA splicing
Cellular component (GO): nucleus
Molecular function (GO): protein tyrosine kinase activity; ATP binding
Source: RefSeq, a predicted model, not a curated record
ACUAUUUUUCAACACUUUUUAACUUUUCAGAUAACAUAAUCUGUAUAUAGAUUAAGAUUUCAGGGCUUUGGAGAUCUUUUUCUUUCUCUCUUAUUUUGUUUUUCUAUUUCUUUUGGUGGGGGGGAUUAUGUUAUUUUGUUUUCUUUAGAUAUUUAAUAUUUGUUGUACAGAACUUCAGAACAGUAAAUCAAGUAAUAAAUUAGCCUAAGAAUGAAAUUAGACCUAAAAGUAGUCAUGCUUUUUGAUGGUGUUGACCAAUAAGUAAAUAUCUAGUGAUAAGGGAAUUUGUAACAUCAACUAGAAUAAUCUGCAUUGAUAGAUUUUGAAUAAUAAGCACGUAAUUCCACUUCCUAGUAUGACUGAGAUUUAUGUCUCUCUUUUAGAUGAAAUUGUUGAUACUUUAGGUGAAGGAGCUUUUGGAAAAGUUGUGGAGUGCAUUGAUCAUAGAGCGGGAGGUAGACACGUGGCAGUGAAAAUAGUUAAAAAUGUGGAUAGAUACUGUGAAGCUGCUCGCUCAGAAAUCCAGGUUCUGGAACACUUAAAUGCAACGGAUCCCAGCAGUACUUUCCGCUGUGUCCAGAUGUUGGAGUGGUUUGAGCAUCAUGGUCACGUUUGCAUUGUGUUUGAACUGCUGGGGCUCAGUACUUAUGACUUCAUUAAGGAAAAUGGAUUUUUACCCUUCCGCCUAGAUCACAUCAGGAAAAUGGCUUAUCAGAUAUGCAAGUCUGUGAACUUUUUGCAUAGUAAUAAAUUGACUCACACAGACUUAAAGCCUGAAAACAUACUGUUUGUGCAGUCUGACUAUACAGAGGCGUAUAAUCCCAAAAUGAAGCGUGAUGAGCGCACCUUAAUAAACCCAGACAUCAAAGUUGUAGACUUUGGAAGUGCAACCUACGAUGACGAGCACCACAGCACGCUGGUGUCCACACGGCACUACAGAGCUCCUGAGGUGAUUUUAGCCUUAGGGUGGGCGCAGCCGUGCGACGUCUGGAGCAUAGGAUGCAUUCUCAUCGAGUACUACCUGGGGUUUACAGUGUUUCCUACACAUGAUAGUAAGGAGCACUUAGCAAUGAUGGAAAGGAUUCUUGGACCUCUCCCAAAACAUAUGAUACAGAAAACCAGGAAACGUAAAUAUUUCCAUCAUGAUCGCUUAGACUGGGAUGAGCACAGUUCUGCUGGCAGAUACGUCUCACGGCGCUGCAAGCCCCUGAAGGAAUUUAUGCUGUCUCAGGAUGCUGAACAUGAGCUUCUUUUUGAUCUCAUUCAGAAGAUGUUGGAGUAUGAUCCAGCGAAAAGAAUUACUCUCAAAGAGGCCUUAAAGCAUCCUUUCUUUUAUCCACUUAAAAAAAAUGUCUAGGGCCAAGGAGAUGGCUCAGUAGAAUAAGCACUUGCCUGGCAAGUGCAAGGGCCUGAGUUCAAUCCCUGGUUCCAGGAAAAAAAAAAAAAAAGUCUAAUUGUUCUCGUGCAGAGAUAAUGACAGACUGUAUCAGUCUAGUUUUAAAUACUAAGUUAUUUCAUACAGCUUUCUAAAUUUCCUACAUUUUUGUAUUGGCAAUGUUUAUGUUUGGAUAAUUAAGCACCUAGCUAAGUAAAGUAGGGAAUAUCUUUCAGCAAUUACAGGACGAUGUAUUGAGAAUAAACUUUGUGCUUAGGAAUAUUUGAGUCCAUACAAUAUACAUUUAUUUUGGGCAGUUUUCCUCUCACCUCUGAGGUUUGGGUGUGUUUAUUUGUGACAGGGUGGUCUCUCGUUCACAUUGGCCUUGAACUCUGAUCCAAGUUGAUCUUGAACUCGGAUUCUUGGUGGUCCACCUCAAGUCUGAAAUUGUAAGAGACUAAAAAUUGGGACCUAUGUCUGCCAUCUAGAGUUUCUGCAUGUAAAGCCAGGACCAGAGAUAUAACUCGGUGGCACAGCACUUGCCUGGCAAGCUCAGAGUCCUGAGUUCAGUUUCCAGUACCCCCCAAAAAAGCCAGGCUUGGUGCUACAAGCCAGCUUUUUAAAAGAAGAUCAUAAGUUCCACUCGCCCUGGCACCAAGUGUCACUGAGAUCCUAGAGAUUGUAGUACAAGGCCCUACUGACUAUGGAGGACCCCGGCAACCUCGCUAGCAUUUGUUGGGCUGCAGGAGGCCUGGUGAUGUCACAGCAGGGUUGGCUGCGUGGGUCGCCCCAGGUGUUGUGGCCAAGGAUGUGCCCUGGUCAUAUGUAGAACAAUGGUUUCUCCACUAAGAUGGUUAUGCAGCCCACCAGGUGUGGUGCUGUUCCUACACCAGCAUAUCAGGACAGGACAAAGUGCUACAGUUCCUUAUUUGCCUUGAAAUGAAACGGACUAAUAAGCCUCAGCUUGACAGGAACAGGCAGUCAUGUGGAGGGUCUGUGCUAGGGCAUCCAGUCAUGUCAUGCAGUGGGGCCUGGAGUCUCAGAGGGCGUGG